CAGACGCAGGGCAUUAUUCUCCUACACGCUCAGCCCGGCGGCGAGCAGCAGCACGCAGGAGCCGUCAGUGCAGCCGGCCGUGCAUGCAGGUGCAGCUGCAGGUGCGGCAGCGCGCAGACCGACGGCGAGAGGAGGCAGCGCAGGCUGGCGCUGCGCCUGCAGAUGCUGCCGCCGACGGCGCUCCGCCGCCAUCCCCUAGCCGCAGCGUCGGAUGCUGCAUCUGGGCAGCAAGCAGGCAGGCCAAGCAGCGUCGCGGGCGGCGCGGGCAUUCCGAUCGCAGCGCCGAGCAGAUGCGAGAGAGCAGCAGAGGCGGCAGAGAUGCGGCGAGCUCGCCGAGCCGCUGGCCUCGCUCGUCGCUGCGCCUUGCUGCUGCGGGCGCUGUGCGUGUGCUCCGUGCUUCUUCUGCAUCUGCGGCGCUCGGGGUGUGUGUGUGUGUCUGUCAGUGCGGCUGCCGUAUCACCUCCGCCGCGAGACAGCGAGGGCGCCGCCGAGCCCCUCCGCCGGCGCACGCCCGCCUCUCCCCCUCGCACUCAACUCGACUUCACCCGGCCAGCCUCCGCUGCGGGCGUUUGUUUGCCGUGUGCCCUCGCUCGCUCUUGCCCCCCCCACCACGCCGGCCUCCUCUGCACCCCCGCGAGCUGCUGCCGCCGCACACGCUCGCUCCGCCUUGCUCCCGUCCGCACCUGCCCAGCCGAUUGCACCACACGCCCAGCCCGGCACCGAGCGACAUCGCCGGGCGCUGCUGUCUCUGCUGCGGCGCUGCCUCGCUGCUCCUCCUCGUGGCUAUCCCGUGUCCGUCCUGCUGCCCGAUGGCGCAGAGCGGCCGUGCCAGCAGCAUCAGCGUAGAAGCGAGCCCAUCUUGAUCCGGCACUCUCCCACCCGCGCCUCGCGGCACCCGCGGCGCCUGUCCCCCUCUCGCAUCUAUACUUACCACCACCGGCACUCCUGCUCGUCCCCCUCGCACCUUCCCUCCGUCGUCGCUGCUCCUCGUCACCCUCCGCUCCGCUCCCGUCGCCCUGCAUCCGUUCUCACCCGCACGCUACACCUCCUCUCUGGCGCAGCGCCAGGCACCACGCGCGCUUCUCUCUGCGCGCGCACUCUCUCCUCGGGCGCGCCCGACAUAGACCGCAGAGCUUGUUGCCGCGCUGCUGCUGCU
Messenger RNA from Tilletiopsis washingtonensis, 1156 nucleotides. RefSeq lists its product as hypothetical. The transcript is spliced from 2 exons. Lineage: Eukaryota; Fungi; Basidiomycota; Exobasidiomycetes; Entylomatales. The record is from RefSeq and is a predicted model, not a curated record. The coding region runs from base 84 to 863 and encodes 259 amino acids.